UCGAACAGCGCUUCGCUUCACAUUCCAUGGUGCUGCUAACGAACAACUUGGAAAAUGGGGAUUGGGAAUAACAAACAAUAAAACACAAAUCGAUGUGUAUUUCCAUCGGGAAAGACUUCCUAGGAGUGCAGAAUAUUAAUUAAGUUCACUAAGAGUCCUUGAUGCUGAACCCGAGAGCUGUACGCUCCUGAGAUCCAGCAUGGCCAUUCAGGGGGGAGUCCAGAUGUGGUUUGGGGAGAAGUUUGACGCCCCCGCCCUGAGUCCUCGCAGCCCCCUGACUCCGCGCCAUGGCCCAGGAUUGGCCGAUGUCUUCCAGUACGACCAAUGGCUGUCCGUGCGCCACGAGGCCUCCCUGGUGCCCAUGCAGGAGGACCUGGCCAUAUGGCUGACGGGCAUUCUGGGAGAGGAGGUGCGGGCGGACUGCUUCAUGACGGAGCUGCAGAACGGUGUGAGGCUGUGUCAGAUGGCAUCGGAGCUGCAGAGAAAGGUGGCGCAGAGCUGCCACCCUGAGCGCUGGGAGUGUUUUCCUAUGAAGCGGGUCGUGUGCAGAAAAGACGCCUCCCCGGGCUCCUUCUUCGCCCGGGACAACACCGCCAACUUCCUGCGCUGGUGCCGGCAUGUGGGCGUCGAUGAAACCUUCCUGUUCGAGUCCGAGGGCUUGGUCUUGCACAGGGAGCCUCGGCAGGUGUGUCUGUGCUUGCUGGAGAUCGGGAGGAUCGUGUCGAAGUUUGGGGUGGAGCCCCCUGCCCUAGUCAAGCUGGAGAAGGAGAUUGAACUGGAGGAAUCUCGACUGCUGUCCAGCAGCCCGGCUCCUGCCAUUAAGACCUUCACUGUGUGCUGCCGGCAUGGGAGUCUUUACCAGGCGGUUGAGGAUAUGGUCCAGGACCCUCCCUGUGACUGCGCUAACAGGUUGUCCAUAGAGUACCUCUCAGAGGGCCGCUACAGACUUGGGGAUAAGAUCCUCUUCAUACGGAUGCUCCAUGGGAAGCACGUGAUGGUGCGUGUGGGGGGGGGCUGGGACACUCUGCAGGGCUUCCUGAUGAAGUAUGACCCGGGGCGCGUGCUGCAGUUCACCGCCCUGGAGCAGAAGGUCCUGUCCUUCCAGAAGGGCCCCGCGGGCCCCUCCCCAGCCCCCAGCCCCCCGCCCCCCAUGGACCCGCUCUCCGCCGUGGACCUGCCUGCCUUCUCCGCCAAACCCGGCAACAGCUCCCCCGCCCCCCUCGCCCGCACGCAAGGCCCCUCCCCCGCCCCCGCCACUCCCCCCCUCCCCCGACACAAAGCCCCCCCCCAAAAGCCCCCCUUCCACCCCCUAGCUCGCCCCGUUUCAGACACUCCCGCCAGGCGCUGCGUGCCCCUGGGCCCCCCCUCCGCCCUGCGGAGGCCCCCGCUGUCGCCUCUCACCAGCCCCCCCGCCCCGUUCAGGCUGAAGACCUCCCCCCGGGGGGUCCUGUCCCAGGCCAGGAGCCCCGUGUCCUCUGAACCGUCCUGUAAAUACCCCAAACCUUCCAGCACCCCCACCACGCCCCUGCCCCGCCCCGCCCUGUCGCCCGCUUCCGCCCGAGCCCCGCCUCCCUCCUCUCACAGGCCGGCUGCUGCCCCGCCCCAAACCCUGCUGCCCCCGUCGACGGGAUGCCAGCGGGACGCCCAGAAAACCAGGAGACUGCCCACUCCGUGCAGAUCUGGGUGUACUGCCCCCGCCAGAACACGGACCCUCGCCUCCCGAACUCGUAGCCCCCUGUCCAGACCCCCUGCCCCCCUGCGGGGCGUGGACGCUCCCGCCCGGGAGGCUAGGCCUGCGCCUGUCCCGAGCCACGCUCUGGCUCCUGCAGUCACGGGGGCCCUGAGGACGGUUCCCAUGGUUACGAAGGUGGGACAGAGACUGCUGCCCCCAUCCCACACCACAGCUCCAGGGAGGGGCACCCCAAAACCCACCACAGCUCCAGGGAGGAGCGCCCCAAAACCCACCACAGCUCCAGGGAGGGGCACCCCAAAACCCACCACAGCUCCAGGGAGGAGCGCCCCAAAACCCACCACAGCUCCAGGGAGGGGCACCCCAAAACCCACCACAGCUCCAGGGAGGAGCGCACCAAAACCCACCCAAGCUCCAGGGAGGGGCACCCCAAAACCCACCACAGCUACAGGGAGGAGCGCCCCAAAACCCACCACAGCUCCAGGGAGGGGCACCCCAAAACCCACCACAGCUCCAGGGAGGAGUGCCCCAAAACCCGCCACAGCUCCGGGGAGGAGCACCCCAAAACCCACCACAGCUCCGGGGAGGAGCACCCCAAAACCCACCACAGCUCCUGGGAGGGGCACCCCAAAACCCACCACAGCUCCUGGGAGGGGCACCCCAAAACCCACCACAGCUCCUGGGAGGGGCACCCCAAAACCCACCACAGCUCCUGGGAGGGGAACCCCAAAACCCACCACAGCUGCGGUCCCAGCCAAACCAAUAGUCAUCUCGACUACAAAAACCAGCCUCUCCUCCAGCAAGAGAGCGUCUCGCUCCAAGAGGAGCCCAGAGUCAAAGAAGAAACAGGACUCUUACUUUGAAAUGAACGGCAAGAAGAAGCAAAGGAGCUAAAAUACACAUACAAAGAAACGCAGAAACUUCUAUUUGGUGGGACUUGCAUACAUUUACCAAAUGAAUUAUGUACUCAAACCAGCAAGCCACUGAACAUAACCAAGCAUAUUUUUCAAAGAUAAUAUCAGGAAUAUGAGGCACUUGAAUGGCGAGACCAGCAUGCUUAUGUUAACCAUGUCUUUUAUGGAUUUGCACACAAUUUUCCUCCCAACUAAUAUUCUACAUUCUAACAAAUGUAGAAUUUGGUUUUGUAUACUUUUAAAUUAAUUUAUCAUUUUACAUUCGUUUUUAAGUGCCAUUUCAUUAGAGUCAAAAAUAAUGCUUUGUUGUCUCCACUAAUGUGCGAACACGUUAGACCUGACACACGUUUUGUUUUUGAUGCCAGGGGCACAAAACGACAGGUCACAGGAAAGAGGUCACAGGAAAGUAUGUUGCAGGCUUUUUGUUUCUCCCAUUGGUAAUGACUUGCGUUUAAUCCUUCCCCGCCGUUAUGAAUGCAGUGACACAUUCGCAACAGUUAUCAUCAUAAUGCAUUUUCCCCAAGACAAAAACACACAUGCUCUGGAAUAGGAUUUUUGUAACGGUGAUACAGUAGCUGCAACCAAAUUCAUUGAUUGUAAACGAUCAAAACUGGAACCUACCGUUUUUUGGCUUUCGGUUUAACCAUUUAUCUUUUUGUAAAUUCGUGUUUAUUUCCAUGUUUUGUAUGGCUUAUAGAUAAGGGGGGUGAAGACAGCGUUACUGUAGCGAUGGUGCUUUAAAGGGAUGAACUUUGCACAAAUUAGAAAGUGUUAACUGUGCCUUACAAUUACACAAUUAUACAACUGGCUGUAGAAUGUUUUAUGAAAUAUUUGUAUGGAAAUUUGUAUUAGUUGCUAUUUUGCUCAGACUUAGGAGGAAGUUAGUCCAAGGCUCAUGGGGUUUUUGAUUCUCAAUUACACUUAGGGCCAUCUUGAGAUACUACUGAUCACCGCCCAGUGUGUUUGUAUAGAUGCAGUGUUAAGAGUAGCACAAACGAUGGGUUGUAUGUAAGAAUUGUUUUGUUUGUUAUGUCUGCAGAGCACAUAGGUUUUAGACCUAUUUCUAAAUGUCUUCCGUUUCUGUUCUCCGUGUUAUCAUUGUGCAUGCUGUCCAUGUUUGUGUUGUGUACUCGAUCUCUUUGACCCGUCAGAUCGUUUUAGCUUUUUUCUGCACUUUAUGAAAACUUUUCAGUUUGUGUCGAGAACCUGCACUUGGUUAUGUACAGUGUCCAUACAUCUUUAAAUAAAAUUAUAAUCAAUAUUGACUUUUUGCCCACAAAAUGGUACUUGAAAACUUUUCAUUUUGUUAUAAUGACCAAUUUAAAGGCUAUGAUACCCAUCCACAAAUUGCAAACAAUCAUUUCAAGAUGUCAGAACUAUACACUAAACCCAAUAUUCAGCUGAUAUUAUGUACCCCUUAUCCAUUAUAUUAAAACAUUUAAAAUUAUGUUACUGUAAGUCUAUGAAACGGUUCUGAAGGUCAUUGCUAUGUGCAGUUGCUAUUUCCAAGAGAAAUGGAGUAGCCCAUUUUGAAAAGAAUGUGAAAUGUAAAAUUGACUCAUCAAGUUUGAACUUCUAGGACAACAGCAGAAAUUUCAAAUAUAUCCCACACAUUAAAGGAAAUGUCUGUAAGAUUUAGGCCUUAACAUUAAAAUCUAAAAUUCAAUUUUUUUCAUUUGAAUGCAAAUUGUUGGUCUAUAUUAGUGAUGGGGAAAAUGAACCAGUUGAACAAUGAAAUAUUUUAACAAAUUGAUUCCAAAAACUGUUAUUAAAUGCUCAGACCUUCAGCUCCAGCAUUGAAGGGCUACAUUGUCUGACCAUUGCAUACUGUAAAAUUACUACACAGAACAAGAAUUUAGC
This is a messenger RNA of Conger conger (European conger), 4464 nucleotides long. RefSeq names its product growth arrest-specific 2 like 3 (gene gas2l3). The transcript is spliced from 9 exons. Gene Ontology annotation, molecular function: actin filament binding; microtubule binding; cytoskeletal adaptor activity. The record is from RefSeq and is a predicted model, not a curated record. Gene Ontology annotation, biological process: actin crosslink formation. Gene Ontology annotation, cellular component: actin filament. The coding region runs from base 200 to 2584 and encodes 794 amino acids. NCBI's taxonomy places the organism in Eukaryota, Metazoa, Chordata, Actinopteri, Anguilliformes, Congridae.